UAAGCGCGCAGUUGCAUCACUUCCAGUAGACAGUGGCAGGGCAGGGGACCUCUUGCGUCCUUGCGUCACUCUUCGACAUGGCCCCGUCCGCGGUACUCGCCCCGACCCUCGCCCUCCUGGCUGCCUUGCUGCUGGCCGCCCACGCUGCCAAGAUACCGGAUUAUAUCCCAAUGUGCAAGAGAGAUGUGCCUGACUUUGACAAGUGCCUGCUCAAUACAGUUGAGGUAGUUCGGCCCCAUUUGGCAAAGGGCAUUCCCAAGUUGAAAGUCCCUGCUCUUGAACCACUGACUAUUCCGGCCUUGGAGAUCAACAGGAACAAUGAAGCCCUGCAAGUUAAGGCUAAACUCAAAGAUAUUAAGGCGUUUGGAGGCACCGGCUUUGUGGUAGAUAGACUGAAAACAGACAUAGACAAGUUGGCACUAGAUGUGUCGGUCACUAUCCCAGAGUUGAGAGUCACAGCAGACUAUGAUGUGGACGGCCGACUGCUCGUCAUCCCUCUCAGGGGAAAAGGCAUAUUUAAGGGAAACUUCACAAACUCAAAGGCUGACGUAAAGGCGACAGGGAAACUUAUUAAGAACAAGAAAGGUGUUCAGUACAUGCAAGUGAAGGACUUAAAUGUGCGCCUCACAGUAGGCGGGCAGAAGGUGAGGUUCAUCAACAAAGGCAACAGAGACACAGAAGCUAUCACUCAAACAGUGAUGAACUUCUACAACCAGAACCGUCAGCAAGUGACGGAGAUUAUAAUGCCUAUUGUGGAGGAAACGGUCAUUGCAUUCAUGCGCCAGUUUGCAAACACUAUCUUACGAUCUGUUCCCUUCUCAGAAAUUUUGCCCAAAUAAGACUUUUUAUUUAUAACAUAAGAAGCCAAAAAUUGCUUUAUAUAAAUUAAUACGUACAUUUUUCAAAUAUAUUUUAAUUAUAAAUUACAUAAUGCAUUCAUGUUAAGUGGUACCUAUGGGUUUCAUAUAAGAAUGCUGGGACCUUGCUUGCCAGGUCCUGUUGUACUAUUUUAGAGAAUUAGGAAUCAGAAUGCUACAGGUAGACCCCUACUACCAUAUAUCAUUUCCAAUGUUUAUAAAUAAUGCAAAACCGAAAUUUAUUUCUUAAUUUUCAGCAAAAUUGGCACACUUAAAUAGUUUUAUAUUUUGUGUAAUUAGAGACACUUUGAUAGUAUUUUCGUUAAAAUUCUUAUCUUUUCUGUCAUUUAUACUCAUAUGCAAAAGUGUGUAGCAAAUUAUUUCUUACAACAACAAAGUAGCCUUUUCAGAUAUCACAGUCAUAAAUUUUUGAGUUCUCUACACACCAUUAUGAUGCUCCAUCAGAGGUUCAUUCCUAACCUGCUUGGAAGUGAAUGUGGCAGUACGUAUUUUUAGUCUCUGCAUUAUUGUUUAAACAAAAAAUGAAGAAAGUGUUCACUUGACCUAUACAAGAAAGGUGUGCGAGUGAAACAAAAUAGAAUUUACUAGAUUCUACUGUAUUCAGACAAUACAUCAUCAACGUAAAAAAACACAACAGUGAGUUACAAUAUGACUAGAUUCAUCAUAAGUAUUUAGAUAUAAGGUUAGUUGUAAUGGUUUAAAUACUUCGUGACUCAUUUUCGUAAUGAUUGUACUAUAAUCAAUAGAGUGACAAUAAUUAUGUCAUGCCACGUGUCAUAUAAAUUAUGCUCAUUAUUAUUGUUGGACCAGUUACCAUUUGUCUGCUUAGUUACUUGUAAAAGAAAGUAAAGCACUCUACUAUUCAUUUGUAAGAACUGUACAUUCAAAAAAAUAAAAAAAAUAUAUAAUACUAUCA
This is a messenger RNA of Homalodisca vitripennis (glassy-winged sharpshooter), 1794 nucleotides long. Its product is annotated as circadian clock-controlled protein daywake-like. The record is from RefSeq and is a predicted model, not a curated record. The transcript is spliced from 6 exons. NCBI's taxonomy places the organism in Eukaryota, Metazoa, Arthropoda, Insecta, Hemiptera, Cicadellidae. Bases 78 to 839 code for a protein of 253 amino acids.